Messenger RNA from Penicilliopsis zonata CBS 506.65, 1674 nucleotides. RefSeq lists its product as hypothetical. The record is from RefSeq and is a predicted model, not a curated record. Gene Ontology annotation, cellular component: cell division site; microtubule cytoskeleton; septin ring. The transcript is spliced from 6 exons. The coding region runs from base 162 to 1304 and encodes 380 amino acids. Lineage: Eukaryota; Fungi; Ascomycota; Eurotiomycetes; Eurotiales; Aspergillaceae. Gene Ontology annotation, molecular function: GTPase activity; molecular adaptor activity; GTP binding. Gene Ontology annotation, biological process: cytoskeleton-dependent cytokinesis.
CCUUCUCCAGCUCCCACUUCCUCACCUUUCCUCCGCCGUUCGUUUGUUGACCCUCGCGCCUCGAAUCAACUUUGCACCUCUUGCCAGUGUGCUCUUUCUCACUCUCUCUUUUGCACUCGACCUCUUUUUCCUCCGCCUUCUUCCUCCCCCGGUCGCCCACCAUGUCGUCUCUCAGCGCGAUGAAGAUUCGUCGCAAGAAGAAUGUCAAGAAGGGUAUUCAGUUCAGUCUCAUGGUCUGCGGCGCUAGCGGAACUGGUCGCACAACCUUCGUCAACACACUUUGCGGAAAGAAGGUGCUCGAGAGCAAGGAUUCUGACGAUGCCGCCAACGCUCACGUCGAAGAAGGGGUUCGGAUCAAGCCCGUCACAGUCGAACUCGAGCUGGAUGAGGAGGGCACUCGCAUUUCCCUAACCAUCGUCGAUACCCCCGGGUUCGGUGACCAGAUCGACAACGAAGCAAGCUUUGGAGAGAUUGUUGGAUACCUUGAGCGUCAAUACGAUGACAUCCUCGCUGAAGAAUCGCGCAUCAAGCGUAACCCCAGAUUCCGGGACAACCGUGUCCACGUCCUGCUGUACUUCAUUACUCCGACCGGCCACGGUCUGCGUGAGCUGGACAUCGAGCUGAUGAAGCGCCUGUCGCCCCGUGUCAACGUCAUCCCCGUCAUUGGCAAGGCCGACUCGCUGACCCCGGCCGAGCUCGCAGAAUCGAAGAAGCUUAUCAUGGAGGACAUUGAGCACUACCGCAUCCCUGUCUACAACUUCCCAUACGACAUUGAGGAGGACGAUGAAGAUACCGUCGAGGAGAAUGCCGAGCUCCGUGGUCUGAUGCCGUUUGCCAUCGUGGGAUCGGAAGACAUUCUGGAGAUCGAGGGCCGCAAAGUGCGAGCCAGGCAAUACCCCUGGGGUCUUGUCGAGGUUGAGAAUCCCCGUCACUCCGACUUCCUGGCCAUCCGAAGUGCUCUCCUUCACAGCCACCUGGCAGAUCUCAAGGAGAUCACUCACGACUUCCUCUAUGAGAACUAUCGUACCGAGAAGCUCAGCAAGAGCGUCGACGGCGCUGCCGCGAACCAAGACUCGACGAUGAACCCCGAAGAUCUUGCCUCUCAAUCCGUCCGCCUCAAGGAAGAGCAGCUUCGACGCGAGGAGGAGAAGCUCCGCGAAAUCGAGCUCAAGGUCCAGAGGGAGAUUGCUGAGAAGCGCCAGGAGCUGCUGGCUCGCGAAAGCCAGCUCAGAGAAAUCGAAGCCCGGAUGGCCCGGGAGGCCAGCCAGCACCGAGUCGACGAGGAGGCCAACGGCGAAGCUUAAAUGUACCAAUACCCUGCUGCAGAUUCAUCGUUUGGCGAAAGGAGAGACCGGCCCAGUUUGCGCAGUACGAUCACCGUAGGUGCCAACAUAAUGGAACUUGCGGCGCCAAGGUAGAGAGACUGUGUGUAGAAAUUGGGGCUUUUAAUAUUGACCACUUCCUCUUUUUCUCUUUUUUCUUUCCAUUCUUCUUGUUCCCAGUUCAUAGUAUUCUAUCGGGGGGAAUUCAACCGUUUCGUCUUCAGUUGCUCUCUCUCUCUCCACCAGCCUCUGCUUCUUGCCCAGAAGAAGCUGGGCCACUCUGGUCAUGGCCAUCUAUUCCUAGCGGUCUUCUAUCCUUUUUUUUUUCUCAGUCCCUUCCUUUUCUAACCGG